GGCGGCUGCUGAUCGGCGGAGUGGCGUGGACCUCAUGUAGAAAUGACAACAAUGGAAGGGGCCAGCGGGUCGAGUUUUGGAAUAGACACGAUUUUGUCCAGUGCCAGUUCGGGCAGCCCCGGCAUGAUGAACGGAGACUUCCGCCCGCUCGGUGAGGCCAGGACCGCGGAUUUCAGGAGUCAGGCCACCCCGUCCCCCUGUUCGGAGAUCGAUACCGUCGGAACGGCGCCCUCCUCUCCGAUCUCGGUCACCAUGGAGCCCCCGGAGCCGCAUCUGGUGGCAGACGGGCCUCAGCACCACCACCACCUCCACCACGGCCCGCCGCCGCCGCCCGCCGCGGCCCCGACGCAAAGUUUGCAGCCUUCGCCCCAGCAGCAGCCGCCGCCGCCGCCGCCGCAGCAGCCGCCGCCGCCGCCGCCGCCCGCCCAGCAGCUGGGCUCGGCCGCCUCGGCCCCCAGGACUUCCACCUCUUCUUUUUUAAUUAAGGACAUCUUGGGCGACAGCAAACCUCUGGCGGCGUGUGCGCCCUACAGCACCAGCGUCUCCUCUCCCCUGCACACCCCGAAGCAGGAGAGCCACGCGGUGCACGAGAGCUUCAGGCCAAAGCUGGAGCAGGAGGACGGCAAAACCAAGCUCGACAAGCGGGAGGAUUCCCAGAGCGACAUCAAAUGCCACGGAACAAAGGAGGAAGGAGACCGGGAGAUUACGAGUAGCCGAGAGAGUCCCCCUGUGAGAGCCAAGAAGCCUCGGAAAGCCAGGACAGCUUUCUCGGACCACCAGCUCAAUCAGUUGGAGCGUAGCUUUGAACGGCAGAAGUACCUGAGCGUGCAGGAUCGCAUGGACCUGGCUGCUGCGCUCAACCUCACUGAUACCCAAGUCAAGACCUGGUACCAGAACCGCAGGACCAAGUGGAAGCGGCAGACCGCGGUGGGCCUGGAGCUGCUGGCCGAGGCGGGGAACUACUCGGCGCUGCAAAGGAUGUUUCCGUCGCCUUAUUUCUAUCACCCGAGCCUGCUGGGCAGCAUGGACAGUACCACGGCGGCGGCGGCUGCCGCUGCCAUGUACAGCAGCAUGUAUCGGACUCCUCCAGCACCACAUCCCCAGCUGCAGCGGCCCCUGGUGCCCCGGGUGCUCAUCCACGGCCUGGGGCCCGGGGGACAGCCGGCCCUCAAUCCCCUGUCCAACCCCAUCCCGGGCACCCCGCAUCCCCGGUGAAGGAGGAGCCCAGGCGUGGGAAUCCCUCUCCCGUCCCUGCCUGACGGACGGCCGCCCCUCCUCUCCGCGCUCCGGGCGCCAGGCCUCCCUGGCGCGACCCGGGAGGCAGAGGAGUGAGAGAGGAAGACGCUCCCGGGGGGGCGGGGGACCCCAGCGGAGCCACCCUCUGCCCUCCAUCUCCCACCCCCCAGACACAGGGCUGGAAAGCUCCCCACAGCAGCGUGACUGGCGAAAACGCUGACCCCACACAAAGUGCGACCAGUAAGUGAAAACA
Messenger RNA from Carlito syrichta (Philippine tarsier), 1489 nucleotides. It is a transcript of the gene BARHL2, whose product is annotated as BarH like homeobox 2. Gene Ontology annotation, molecular function: DNA-binding transcription factor activity, RNA polymerase II-specific; RNA polymerase II transcription regulatory region sequence-specific DNA binding. Bases 43 to 1215 code for a protein of 390 amino acids. The record is from RefSeq and is a predicted model, not a curated record. The transcript has 3 exons. Gene Ontology annotation, biological process: regulation of transcription by RNA polymerase II. NCBI's taxonomy places the organism in Eukaryota, Metazoa, Chordata, Mammalia, Primates, Tarsiidae. Gene Ontology annotation, cellular component: nucleus.